This is a messenger RNA of Ictalurus punctatus (channel catfish), 5988 nucleotides long. RefSeq lists its product as uncharacterized. The coding region runs from base 276 to 1445 and encodes 389 amino acids. The transcript has 9 exons. The record is from RefSeq and is a predicted model, not a curated record. Lineage: Eukaryota; Metazoa; Chordata; Actinopteri; Siluriformes; Ictaluridae.
AUGACGGAUGGUCUAAACCUCUGCUUGAAUAGGUUUUCAGUUAACAUAUAUAUAUAUAGUGAAGAUUAAUUUUUUUAUGUCUUGCAGUCUUUAUGCUUCAAGUAUUAUACUCAUUUUGGGGCUUUGUCUCACAUUGUUCAUGCGUGGUGUUUCUGAUCACAUCAUGUUCACCUUGUGUAAGCCGAGGGCGGUUUCCGGUUGAUUUGAGGAUCUGAAACUCGAGCAUUGUGAGCGGAGGCAUUUUGAUACAUUACUCUUCAUCCUACUGAAAAACGAUGUUUGAGAGUGUGUCCAUUCGAGUAAUGUGUUUGAUGGUGUUUUUCAGUCAAGGAUGCGGGGCUGAGGACACGAGGAAUGUUAUGGGUUACAUCAGCGAGUCUGUUGUCUUGCCAUCAGAUGCUGAUCCCUCAUGGUCUCUUAGUACAAUUCGUUGGUCUAUCUAUGAAAACUUCACAUUUAUUGCAGUCUUUCAGAGCAAAAAAGAGAAUGUUGACAUUUUACCCUUAUUCCGUGGACGCCUUGAGCUGAAUACGUCUUCAGGCAAUUUAACAAUUAAAAAUGUAUCAUCCAGUGAUGCUUUAAAAUACAGAGUGGAGCUGAUAGGCAGAAUAGCCACUGAAAGGAAGACCAGCUUUGUUCAGCUUUCUGUUCAGGAACGACUUGGUAAACCAAGCAUACGUCUGCUGCGCAGUUCCCUGGAUUCAGGGUAUUGUGUGAUCUCUCUUGGCUGUUUAUCAAAGAACAGUAAAGUUUCUCUUUCUUGGGAACCUGAGCAUGGCUUCAAUGAACCCUUCUGGAGCAGCAAUCAGGGAGACUCUGGUGAAUCAGUGCUGUGGACAUCUUUCACACCCAACCGGGUAGUAACCUUCUCCUGUACUGCUGCUGCUGAUGACCGUCACCAAGAAUCAUCCAACAAGAGUGUGACAUGUACAGAGCCAGAACCAAGAAGAAACAACACUCCGCCUGGAUGUACUCAACCAAUCCAUAAAAGGUCAGAUGAAAGAAUCUCUGUAGGAUUCAUUGCAGGAUUCAUUGGAGCAAUGUUUGGAGGAUUUCUUGUAUGUUUGAGUGCAGACUUCUUCCGGACAUGCAAAGAUGGACUCUGUCAACCCAGUGGUAGUUCUGGUUCAAAGAUCACCCACGAGUGUCAUCCAGGAAGUGAAAACACAGUAAAUGACGCUGAGAAUCCUAGAGAAAGGGACGGACAGAGAGACAUUAACAAAAGUGAAACUCAAGAAAAAGAUGGAGACAGUCAACCUGUUUACAACAACCUUUCUGAUUCAGAAAUGCCACUCCAAGUAAAUGAUGCUGAGAAUCCUAGAGAAAGGGACAGACAGAGAGACAUUAACAAAAGUGAAACUCAAGAAAAAGAUGGAGACGAUCAACCUGUUUACAACAAUCUUUCUGAUUCAGAAAUACCACUCCAAGUUAGUAGAGAAAAUUAAAUGACAUAGAUUAAAAUGCCUAGAGAGAGGAUUUUGUGGUUUAGUUUGUCAGUCAUAAUUUCUAGAGCAAGCCAUGUUAAGAUUAACAAUUAGUUUAUUAGUUUUCAAUACUAGUCAAUUGUCUUUAUGCAGUAAAUGAGGCUGUGUCUUAGAGAAAGGGACAGACAGAGAGACAUUAAUGAAAGUGAAACUCAAGAAAAUGGGAAGAGAGAGAGCACGCCAGCCCCUUGAAUUAUUUUGCAUGAAUCUAGCCCAGUAGUUGUAAUUAUAAAGUCACACAUAAUUACAUGAAUGAUCAGGUGUCUGUAAAUUACAGUAGAGGUCAAAAUUUGGUCUGACAAUGGGUUUGAAGGGUAUGGGCUGGCCCUGGUUGGUGUGACACUCCUGGCCUGAACUUUUGCCCCAGUCCAACCAUGGUGUACAGCCUUAUUUACUGUAGAGGGAUUAAUAAAAGUUUCUUAUCUUAAAAAUGGUAGCCUAUAUGAAAUAGAAAUAUAUUGUUUCCUUGGUAACUUGGAUAUUUCAGAUUAUUACUAUUUAUAAUUGUAUGUAUUUUAAUACAACUCCUGGCAAAAAUCCACUUUGGAGGAUUUUUUUUUAAAAACUUCGUAGCAAAUAAAAUAAUUUUUUUUAAAAAUCACAGAUUUACACACAACAACUUUUGUUUAAUAGCUGAAUUCUGGCUUCGUGAAACAUUUUAAUUAAUUGCACAUUUUUUCCCAGCUCAAGUAGAGGAAAAAAAUAUGGAAUCACUCACUGUUGAGAAGUUUAAGGAAUCACCUUGUAAUUUGCAUUUCUAAAGUCUAAGUCUAAAAAUGCAAAUUAGUUUGCAGUUAAAAGAGAGAGUCCUGACAGACCUUAAGAGUGCUUACAGACCUUAACCUUGGACUUUUUGAAAGGAAACAUGGCCCUAACAAGAGAAUUGUCAAUUGAAACAAUGGAAAGGAUUAUGAAACUAUUUCAAGAAAUCCAACACGGAGGGUGGCAAAAGAUGUUGGUUGUUCCCAGUCAGCGGUGUCUAAAAUUUGGUGCAAGUAUAAACAAAAUGUGAAGGUUAUAAAAGGAAAACAUACGGGUAGACCAAGGAAGACGGCAACUGUCGGGAUAGAAAACAAGAGCAAUAUGCCUUGAAAAUAGAAAACGCACAACAAAACAAAUGAAAAACAAAUGGGCAGAAAUGGGAGUCAAUGUUUGUGAAGUGUAAGAAAUCAGCUGAGUGAAAUGGGUUUUACGUAUAUAAAAGCAAAACUAAAACAAGCACUAACACCUAAACAGAAGAAAACAAGGUUAUAGUGGGCUAAAGAGAAGCAAUCAUGGAGUGUGGAUAAUUGGAUGAAAUUGAUAUUCAGUGAUCACGAAUCACAAAUCUGCGUUGGCCAAGGAGAUGAUGCUGGAACUUUUGUCUGGCGCUAUUUUAAUGAAGCAUAAAGAUGACUGCCUGAUGAAAACAAUAAAAUUUCCCCACUCGUUUAUGAUAUGGGGUUACGUGUCCGUUAAAGGACUGGGUUGGGGGGGCUCAACAGUCGAUGCACAGGUGUACAUUUAAAAUUUUGGACACUUUUCUCAUUCCAUUGAUAGAAUAUAGGUUUCGCGAUGAAGUAAUUUUCCUUAUGAUAAAAUGAUGAUCAAGAAUUAAAGCUUUUCUUCAGGAAAGGCAGAUCAACUCAAUGUCAUAGGCAGCAAACAGUCUGGAUCUCAGUCCGAUUGAAAAUUAAUAGUGGAAAUUUAAAAAUUGGUCCAUGGCAAGGCUCCAUCAUGCAAAGCUGAUCUGUGAACCACUAUUCGAGAUAGUUGGAACCAGCUUGAGGGAGAAUUAUUUAUUUAUUUAUUUAUUUAUUUAUUCAAAAAAAAAAGUGUAGUCCAUGCCUCAAAGAAUUCCGGCCGUAAUAAAAGCCCAAGGAGGAACAACAAAGUACUAAAUGUGAUGUUUUCGUUGAUUCCAUAACUUUUUACUUUACUUGAUCUGGAAAAAAAUGCCAUUAAUUAAAGCAAAUUUAUAAUUUGUUUGAAGUAUGUUUCACAAAGCCAGAAUGAGCUAUUAAACAAAAAUAGGUUUGUCAUAUCUUUCAUUUGUUUAUAUGCCAAGACGUAAAAAAAAAUCUAGGUGAGCAUCCUCUGAGUGUGGUGACUCCAUAAUUUUUGACAGGGCUUGUAAAUAUAUAAAUAAUAAUGAACUACUUUUUUCCUUUUGUGUUAGUCUGUAACCAAGGAUUUAAAUGAAGAAAAUAUAUUGGUUAGUACAGAAAGAUUCAGGGUGCUGGUGGUACGAUUUUAGAUCAGUCAACAAAAAUUGUCAAGCAGCUAUAGUUAGUGGAGGGAAAAGGCAUAUUAUAGUGCAAAAUCAAGAGAGCAAGGGUUAUACCCAUCCUGAAGAAACCACUCUGGAUCCCUCAGACAUCAACAACUACUGACCAGUGUCACCUCUCUCUUUUCUUUCCAAAAUCCUCUAACACACUGUCUGCAAUCAACUGUCUCUCUAUCUCUCCCAGGACAAUUUUCAGGAUCCGGAUCCGAAUUCUUCAGUGCUAAAAGCUCAUUAACUGAAACUUAAUCCCAGCAAAUCUGAACUGCUUUUCAUCCCAGGUGCUUCAUUCCCACAUCAGUAUCUUGCAAUCUCCCUGGACAACUCUCUGAUCUCACAACAUCAGAAGGAUUCAACCAUUAUAUCCACACAGGCCACUCAAGUGCUUGUUCAGUGUCCUGUCAUUUCGAGACUGGACUACAAUUGCAACUCGCUAGUGGCAGAUCUGCCUCUGAACUCCACUGGACCUCUGCAAUUGAUCCAGAAUGCAGCUGCACAACUUGCUUUCAACCUUCCUAAGUUCUCCCACACCACCUCGUUGCUACUCUCCCUCAUCUGGCUUACUGUAGCUGCCCUUAUCAGAUUUAAAACACUGCUUGUGUACUGUUACGUCCCAGGGCGUAAUUUUGUUUUACUAGUUGUGUGCAGUUUUUUUUGUUCUCUCUCCUGCUCUCUCUUUCUCACUCUCUUAAGUGCAAAGCUUAAUGGAGACUACCUGACUCUUUUUACCAUCAAUGGCUGGUUUGCACUGAUUGGCUGCUGGAGCAAGGGCUUAUGGAUAAAUCUGGGGAGGAAACUCAGUUUGAGGAGGUCGUUGUUUGUCACCGGGCUGCUGAGGCUGGCUUGUCCUGUUACAGACGCUUAAUUGUUAUUUUGUUAAUUGUUUUCUCCUGUGAUUGGUUGGAGCGCGAGGAAGGGAAGAAUUUUGUCAUUAAUUUUCUUUUCUUGGCCGUUUAGAAAGUACGCCCCCCUCAAAGUCAUAACUUUUAUGUUUGUUAUUUUGGCCUGGUCCUUUUUGAAGCUUCCCUUUUUUGUAUGUGAACUUAUGAAAUAAAUGUUCUUAAUUUGUUACAAAAAUCUGUGAUUUUUUUGUGGAGUGCUGGGACAGGAGAGGAGAGCUCUCAGUUGCCUUUUACAUUUUUUUCCUUAAACUUACUUUUGCUAACAUAGGUAUCCAUGUUACUCACUCCUUGAUCAUAGACAGCGGAGGCAUGUAACACUACUAAGCCAAAAACGCUCCCCCACCCACUUACUUCAAUGCACUUAUCACACCCUGCAGUGCACCACACUCCCUCUAAUUCUUUAGCACUGGUCCCAGAAAAUAUGCUUCACUUCUUAUGCGUAGGCUAGGAACAGCAUACAGUAUGUGUGACGCAAAUUUCGUCAUCGGCAGAGUACGCACGUACUGUAGGUGUGCCACCUGAUUUUUUUUACUUUGUAUGCGCAGGUUGCACAUGCUCAUUUAAUUCUUUUGCACUAUUUAGUUGUUCCACGAGGUGGCAACAGUGACUCAGGAUUGUUGAUUGUCAAGGUAGUUGAAGAAAAAACGGAAGAGACAGAAACGAGCACAGGUUAGAAAGUACCAAAGUUUGUAUAGUGCUAGACUUAUACACUAAGGAUUUGCAUAUGGGUGCUAAUUGUGGUGAGAAAUUGUCCAAGCAUUGUUCUGCGUGUUGUGAUUCUUUUUCAUUCUUCACACCAGAAGACCUACUUAACUGCUAUGUACUGACUCUUGCAGGCCAGGAGGGGAAGUGUAAGCUUAAAUAAAAAAUGACAGACUUGAUCCAUAAUUAUUGGGUAAUGUGGUUAUGUGAUGCUUAAUAUUAUUAAUGUAGUAUAGAUACAACCAAAGCCAUGCUAACCAUGCGUUAUUAAAUAAUUUAAUUAAAACAAAAAUUCAUAGGGUCAUACCAUGUGGCAAUUUGUGACAGUAAAACAAAGCCAUUCUUGAUGAAAAUAGAAAAAUAAGUCAAUAAGAGAGCAAAGUGGAUAGUAUUCAGUACAUUGCACAGCUGUUGAUAUUUUGACCUCAGAUAUUUGAUUUUACAUUUUAACUGAUUGUAAAAUUUAAACUUGAUAUGACUCGAUAUUACAAAACAAGAAAAUACCUGGUACAUCAAAUGAUAAUGGGUUACAUUCAGAGUUGGAGACAAAUUCAAAAGUUACAUCAAUAUUUAUAUGAGGAAAAUUGCAUUACAUGGCUUGCCAAGGUUAUACAAGGACUUGAAUUGAUUUUCUGGG